CACAACGUGUGUCAAGAAGUUUCUAAAAAAUUGAACAUAAUUAUUUUUAAAAGUGGCAGAAUGCCGCCAAAAGCAAAGAAAAAUGAACCUAGUAAAAAAACUGAACAGAAGAAAAAAGAUAAAGUUGUUGAGGACAAAACGUUUGGCUUAAAGAACAAAAAAGGAGCCAAACAGCAGAAAUUCAUCCAGCAAGUUGAGAAACAAGUCAAGUUUGGCAACCAGAAAACCAGCAAGUUGGCCACGGAGACGGAAAAGGAGAGAACAAAGAAGAAGGAUGAUAAGCAGAGAGAACUGGACGAGUUGAACGCUUUGUUUAGACCUGUCCAGAGUGUAACGAGAGGUGUCGACCCAAAGUCCGUUCUGUGUGCGUUCUACAAACAGGGUCAGUGUACCAAGGGAGAUAAGUGCAAGUUCUCUCACGACCUCAACAUCAGUCGGAAGGGUGAAAAGAAGAGCGUUUAUGAUGACGUCAGAAAUGAAGACACUAUGGAGAACUGGGAUGAAGCGAAACUGGAAGACGUCAUCAAUAAAAAACACGGCGAAGCAGAGUUAUCAAAACCCAAAACAGCCAUUAUAUGUAAGUUUUUUCUGGAGGCUGUGGAAAACAACAAAUAUGGUUGGUUCUGGUCGUGUCCCAAUGGCGGAAACAAGUGUAUGUACCGGCACGCCCUCCCAGCAGGAUUUGUAUUGAAAAAAGACCAGAAAAAGGAGGACAAGAAAGAUGAAAUAUCACUGGAAGAGUUGAUAGAAAAAGAGAGAGCAGCCCUGGGCUUUGAAACGACGAGAGUGACACUGGAAAGUUUUUUAAAAUGGAAGGCGAGAAAGAAACAAGAGAAGAUCGCAACAAUGGUGGAAGAGAAUGAGAAAAAGAAAAACGACUUUAAACAAGGGAAACUGUUGGGUAUAAGUGGCAGACAGAUGUUCGAGUUCAACCCAGACUUGAUGAACGAAGAUGAUGAGGAAGCCGAAGCCUUUGAUAUCGAGAGAGAGUUGGAAGAUGAAGAGGAUGACACCAGAGUCGUUGAUAUUAACCUGGAAAUGCUGUCGGCAGGAGCAAAGGAAGUGGAUGGAACGGGAACCCAGAUGACAAUAGAAGCAAGAAAACAAUUGGCUGAAAGAUUAAAAUCCAAUGACGUCGUUAAAAAUGAUGAUGAGGCAGAAAAACUGGACAUGGCUGGAGCUUUACCAACUAUGGAGAAUAAUACAGCAAAAGAUGGAACGAAUACGACAAGCACGGCAGCUGUGAAUGGCGACGUUGUGGCCGACGUCCCCAUUGAUGAGGAUUUGUUCGCUGGAGAUGAUAUAGACUUCUUAGAUGAUGAUUUGGACAAUUUGGAUGUGGAAGAUUGAUGUUAAACCAAGAAUUUUUUUUUUUUUUUUUUUUUUUAAAAGAAGCAAUUGUGAAAAAAAAACUAGUUCAGUUUCCGCAAUGAAUACCUGUUUCAGUGAUAAAGUAUUGGCUAUAAUGAAGAAACUGACUUGAUGAAACCUACAAAAUAUUGUGAGGGCUGUUCCAGAUUGGUCACAUGGGAGGAGUGGAAGGUUGUGGUCACAAGAUCCUUCCUGUUAUAUCUGAAAAUAUAGCAGCUUAACCUACAAUUUUAUCUGAUUUACUUAAUGGGUGAGGGGUAGUAGUAUUCAUAUCCAUGGUGUAUAUGUUGAUUAAAAUGCUAUAUGUAACAGUUUUAUCUGCAUAUGUUAUUAUUGUUGCCUUUGGGAUUUGAUUUGGUGGCAUACACCCUGCAGCAGACACACCAAGCAUAAAUUUAAUUUAAUGAUUGUGCCUCCUGCCUCCCCCUAUGAUCAUUUGUGGAACAACCUGAAAGAGAAGAACAAAAGAGAUACAGAUUUUAUUUCAGCAGGAAUUAGAAGUUGUCAUGGAUUCAUGGAAUAUUAUUUUAUUUAAAGUUAAAACAUUAUUGAAAAUGUUUGUGUAACUGAGUGAAUUAAUUUUUGUUUCUU
Messenger RNA from Gigantopelta aegis, 1962 nucleotides. RefSeq names its product zinc finger CCCH domain-containing protein 15-like. Bases 61 to 1350 code for a protein of 429 amino acids. Gene Ontology annotation, biological process: cytoplasmic translation. Lineage: Eukaryota; Metazoa; Mollusca; Gastropoda; Neomphalida; Peltospiridae. The record is from RefSeq and is a predicted model, not a curated record. Gene Ontology annotation, molecular function: mRNA binding; metal ion binding. Gene Ontology annotation, cellular component: cytosol. The transcript has 12 exons.